GCACCAGGCACAUACCCAGUCUUUAAAAUGCAUUACUUGCAUGUCAUUGGAUUCCUGGUUAUUUUAGCUGUCUCUGGAUCGACCCUCGACCUUGAGUUGUCAACCAAGCGACCCAACGAGGUGUAUAAGCCAAGUUCCGGAAAGCUGACGAUACCAAGUCUCGCUGAAGAACGGGAUCCUGGGUUUGUGAACUGGAUGUCCCUCAACAUUUUAAAAGGACAUCCCCGAUCCAAAGAACAAAAAUUUACACCUUUUGAGAAGCGUGUAAUUCGAAUUUUAAAAAAACACGGAUUGUUAAAAAGUGACACCGAAAAAGUUUUGGAUAAGCUGGAAAAGGAUAAAGAACUAUUGAGAAAACUCAAAAAGUUACUCGACGAAGUCGACACAGAAAAUGAAACAGAUGAUUUCUAUGACGAUUUUUGGAACCUCUUAUCCUGGUGAAAUGUACCAAAAUUAUAAGCUAUAUAAUGAAAAAAUAUACUGCUUACUUAUAAAGUUUGUUUUGUGUAAAUAAAUUACACUUUAAAUAGUAGCCUCAA
This is a messenger RNA of Drosophila suzukii, 539 nucleotides long. RefSeq lists its product as uncharacterized. The record is from RefSeq and is a predicted model, not a curated record. Lineage: Eukaryota; Metazoa; Arthropoda; Insecta; Diptera; Drosophilidae.